CACACGGCUGCCCGAGAGAGACCGAGCUCUUUCAGUCCAGACCUGGCGGUUUGACUUUUUGACCAGAGAAUAGAACGCGUACACUGCGGAAAAUUUCGGGGGGAGGGAGGAGAAGCCGAUUCGUCGCGAUUUCCUGGAGAAGAAGUGGAGGCGUUGCUCUGGGGAGCAGCAGAGGAGGCGCCUUGUCUUUGGAUUAUUUCCCAGCUGGCUCCGAUCGAGGAGCUUCCUUAGCUACUGAAGUUAACCGGUAGCACAAUGAAGGCACCAUCGCUACUUGUUCAAUGUUUCCCUGGCUUGCUUCCAACCAAGGCCACUAGUUGUGUGCCGGUUGUAUCAGAGAGGGAUCUGCAUCUACCAUCACCAGCUGUUGAAAUAAUCCCAUCAAAGAGUGCUCAUCCUUACAAGUAUGCUGGAGAGAAGGUUGAUUUCCAAGGUCUUGAUAUCUUCAAGGGGAAGGUCAGUGUAGCAGAUAUGAUAGCCUUUCCCCCUUGUGAAGUAGCAUCAUCGAAGCAUGAUGGCACUCUCAAAUACUGGGAGAGUUCCAUUACUCUGGUCAACAUUCUUAAAAAUGAGAUCCGUGAUGGACAGUUGAGCUUCAGGGGCAAGCGAGUUCUAGAGCUUGGAUGUGGAUCUGGUUUGGCUGGGAUUUUUGCCUGCUUGAAGGGUGCAUCUGUAGUUCAUUUCCAGGACAUGAAUGCAGAGACCAUAAGAUGCCGAACAAUACCCAAUGUCCUUGCAAAUCUUGAGCAGGCACGGGACAGGCAGAACAGACCAUCAGAGAGCCCUGUUACACCAUCUCGGCAGCUAUUAGCUCCCGUUGUCCAUUUCUAUGCUGGGGAGUGGGAGGAGCUCCAUACAAUUCUCUCAGUUGUGCACCCACCUGCACUACCAACAAACCUUAGCUUCUCUGAGGAUGAUUUUAUGGAUGGCUGCAGUAGCCAUGAUGGAAGCAGUAUAGUUGGUCAAGAACACAGGCGAUCCAGGAAGCUUUCUGGCAGCCGUGCUUGGGAGAGGGCCAGCGAAACUGACCAAGCUGAUGGAGGAUAUGACGUAAUUUUGAUUUCUGAGGUCCCAUAUGCGACGAACUCUCUAAAGAAGCUCUAUGCCCUUAUCACCAAGUGCCUACGGCCACCUUAUGGAGUCCUGUAUGUGGCUUCAAAGAAGAACUUGGUUGGUUCCAACGGCAGCGUGAGGCAGCUUAAAGCCUUGAUGGAGGAGGAAGGUGUCCUUGGUGGCCACUUCUUAACUGAGUUGUGUGACCGGGAGAUAUGGAAGUUCUUUUUCAAGUAAAUCAGCAAAUCUAGAACUGAAAAAAAAAGCGGAGUUCUGUACACAAUUUUUUCGAUGUCUACCCGCAGCUCUGUACAUACCUCGAAGUUUAGUUCCAUUGAUUUUUUGGCAAUAGGUUCAGAAUAUGUUCCUCGGUUGUUAAAAUUGCAAAUGUGUUGGCAUUUUAACCCAUUUGUAGAUCUCCUAUCUCGUAACCUGUCAAGUACAGAAAUCAAUAGUGUUGAACUUUUGUAUAUCAAAUUUAUGGUGCUGGCAUUGUAGCAAAUGACAGCAUAAUAUCAGAAAUAUGUGAAAGAGAGAAUAGAAAGAGAAUGAUUGCCCACAA
This is a messenger RNA of Brachypodium distachyon (stiff brome), 1615 nucleotides long. RefSeq names its product histidine protein methyltransferase 1 homolog. The coding region runs from base 256 to 1290 and encodes 344 amino acids. NCBI's taxonomy places the organism in Eukaryota, Viridiplantae, Streptophyta, Magnoliopsida, Poales, Poaceae. The record is from RefSeq and is a predicted model, not a curated record. The transcript is spliced from 8 exons.